CCUCACUGACACCGUUCUCUGUCAUGUCGGUUGACUGGGGAUGAUGUGGCCGUUGGGCUGAGGGCUAAAUCUGACUAUUAGUAGUCCCCAGAACCGCCCGCUUGGUCCCUUUUGCUUUUCAUCCGGUCUUCAUUCGUUCUGUCUCACAAUUUCAGUCACAUCGUGCUGGUCACUCGUUUCUUAACCAAUUGCCCAACUUCGUCACAGUCUCUUUUCCCUUCUCUCUCUCUCUCUCUCUCUAUCACACACACAACAGAUAAUCUAGACUAUUUCUUCAUCUCCCCCUCCCGCUUCCACUCCACAGACCGGUCCACAUCUCUCCCGUAAUCCCACCCCUUCUUCAAGUCAAGAUGCGCGCUUCCGUCACUUCUGCAACGGCGCUCCUCGCCACCAUGGUCUCUGCCCACGGCAACAUCGUCUCACCUCCCGCCCGCGCGGCCGGUGCGGCCAUGGCCGCAGCCUGCGGAGAGGCAAAUGUCCAGGCCGUGACGACGGACCCUACCAUUCCGCUGGAGGACCUCACCAACCCGCCUGCUACUUGCCAGGUGGACCUCUGCCGAGGCGCAAAGUUCGAGGACAACACGGCCAACGUGCAGACGUUCAAGCCGGGCGAGGUUGUCCAGAUGAAGGCAGCGAUUCCGAUCCCGCACGAGGGACCUAUGAACGUGUCCGUCGUCGACACGGCCACGAACAAGGUCAUCGGCGAGCCGCUCAUCGUCUUCGACACCUACGCGGACGAGAAGCUGCCGCAGCUGCCGGCGAACAACACCGACUUCUCCGUCACCAUGCCGAACCUGCCGGCCGGCACUUGCGCUCAGGGCGGCCAGUGUGUGCUGCAGUGGUUCUGGGUCGGCACGAGCGCGAAGCAGACGUACGAGAGCUGCGUGGACUUUGUCAUGGGCUGAUAGAGAGGGUUUUAUAUAAUGUCGAUCUAACUCUUCCUUUUCCUUCAAAGGUUUUCCUCUUAGAGAUAUGGGAGGCCCCUUUUUCUGUUUAUUUCUUCAUCUUCUCCCAUCUCCUCUUGAAGGGGUUUUGGAGCACGUAGAUCAGCGUUACAUAUAUGCCUUAAAAUGCUAUGCUACAUUGGCUGAAGCAUGUCGCAAACUUCUCGCUUGAUUGACGUGACAUAAAAUUACUCGACCAAUUCCUUUCUCCAUGUACUUUUCGC
Colletotrichum destructivum is the source of this 1168-nucleotide messenger RNA. Its product is annotated as Putative cellulose/chitin-binding protein. The transcript has 2 exons. NCBI's taxonomy places the organism in Eukaryota, Fungi, Ascomycota, Sordariomycetes, Glomerellales, Glomerellaceae. The record is from RefSeq and is a predicted model, not a curated record. The coding region runs from base 351 to 905 and encodes 184 amino acids.